Bradysia coprophila is the source of this 1763-nucleotide messenger RNA. RefSeq lists its product as uncharacterized. Gene Ontology annotation, cellular component: nucleus. NCBI's taxonomy places the organism in Eukaryota, Metazoa, Arthropoda, Insecta, Diptera, Sciaridae. The record is from RefSeq and is a predicted model, not a curated record. Gene Ontology annotation, biological process: regulation of transcription by RNA polymerase II. Gene Ontology annotation, molecular function: RNA polymerase II cis-regulatory region sequence-specific DNA binding; DNA-binding transcription activator activity, RNA polymerase II-specific.
UUGACCAGUUUGACGCAUUUGAUAAAAAAUUUUCGUUUUGUUUCGCUUUGGCGUUCAUGAAUACUGAUGCGUUUAAUUUUUUCGUUUUGUUCAUAAUAUUGUAGCUAUACUCGAAAAUGGAUGUUCUGCAUACGUCAGAGCGUAUCAUGGUCGAUUCAACAUCUGAAAUUCCCACAGAAGACCUGCUCCACGCAAUUAUUACUGAAAUAGAAGAACUGCAACAUCAACCUUUCGAUUGUACAACCGACAUGAUCGAUAGCUUCCUUCUCAAUCACAGUCGAUGCGACAGUGUACAUCUUAACGAAAUGUUAGGUACAUUUGGAUCGGAAUUUCCAGCACUCGAACUAGGAACUGAACUCGGUGAUGAAGCUUCAAGCGGUAGAGAUAUCCGAUCGUCAUCAAAUAAUCUAAACAGAGUUCCUGGUAAUGAAGCUUUUAUUGAAGAGAAUUCUGUAAGAAUUAGUCUUAGCAAAAGCGAUCUGAGGACUCAGGAAAAUUCAACGGUGACAAAUCAAGAAUUAGUUUUCAUAAAAAGUCAAUUACAUCAGCUACAGGACAUGAUUUUUGAUUUGCAAAAGAAUAACUUGGUCCUAAAAAGUCAAUUGCAACCGCAACAAAACAAGAUUUUUGAACUGCAAAAGAAUAAUUUGGCACUAAAAAGUCAAUUGCAAACGCAACAGGACAUGAUCUUUGAAUUGCAAAAGAAUAACUUGGUCCUAAAAAGUCAAUUGCAACCGCAACAGCAUAUGAUUCUUGAAUUGCAAAAGAAUAACUUGGUCCUAAAAAGUCAAUUGCAACCGCAACAGGACAUAAUUGUUGAAUUGCAAAAGAGUAAUUCGGAUUUAAGAAGUCAAGUGAAGCAGCAAUACGAGAUUAUUUCAGAUUUACGAAAGCAUUUACAGCAAACACAAGUUGAUCAAGGACCAACAGCUGAUCGAAGACAGUUAGAAAUUGUUGAGAUUGACAAUGUUUCGACGAUUGAACGAUCGCAGCUCAGUGACUCUGAUCAAAUGGAUCAACUUCAAGAAAUCGAGAGUGUGGUACAGUCACUUGAUGAGGAAUGUAAUGAGAGAAGGGUAAUUAUCACGGGAUCGAAAAACAAUGGUGCACUUGAUGUUGACCAGCAUGAGCAUAAUGAAUCAAAGGAAGUGGAACAGGCAACACAUUCCACGACGUUGUACCAAGGUCAAGAAGAUAAUUUCGACCAAUCAGACAGCUCAUCGAAGCAGGUUGAUCAAAGACCAACAGAUGAUCGAAAACAGUUGGAAAUCGUCGAGAUUGAAAAUGUCACGACGAUUGAACGAUCGCAACUCAGUGAUUCUGAUCAAAUGGAACAACUUCAAGGAAUCGAAAGUGUAGAGUCGCCUGAUGGGGAAUGCAAUGAGAGAAGGGUAAUUAUCACGAGAUCGAAAAACGAUGGUUCACAUGAUGUUGACCAGCAUGAGCAUAAUGAAUCAAAGGAAGUAGUGGAACAGGCAACACAUUCAACGCCGUUGUGCCAAGGCCAAGAGGAUAAUUUCGACCAAUCAGAAAGCUCAUUGAAACAGAUGCGUUCCGUCCGAAAUAGGAAGGGUGCUGGGAAACGAAUUACUUAUAACAUGGAAAGCAUCGAGGUGUCUCUUGAAAAUCCACGAAACUCUCGCAAAAAAAAAUCAAAAACGUAUCCCUGUGCGGAGUGUAACAAGCGAUUCGAUUACAAGUCUCAAUUGAUGACACAUUUAAGGGCGCACAGUGUAUGGAUCCGUUGAUGUGUUGUCAAUGUU